ACCUAUAUCGCGUCGGUGACAUAACGUUGCGUUGUUUUCCGAAGAUAUACGACGAUAAUAUUGAUAGUGUAAAUGCGCACAUGAUCGCAAUAUAGCACUUUUCAUUCAUGGAGCUGGAAUAUCCUGAUAUUUUUCGGUCAUUUUGAUUACAUUUUUUAAUGAUCCUCUAGCCCGCAAUCUUAUCGCAAUAAAUAGCUUGUUUCUACUAACUCCCCUCCAAAGGCUAUAUUCAAAUCGUACGGGGGUCUCAAAGUUCGCGUUAUCUAGCAUCAGGUGAAUGAACAUCUACACGAAUCUUUAUUAAAAAAAAAUAUGAUGCACAUAUUUGAUCAGCGUGACACACAAGUACAACGUGAAAUUAUGUAAACGAAAACACGACCAUAGUUUGGUGAAUUAUCGUGACUAUUAAGUAAAAAGAAUAACGAAAGGUGGACGUAUCGUUCUCGUUUGAAUAUUGCAUUCAUCAAACUAUUAUUCCAUGUGAAAUCGUUACCAAAACGAUCCGCCGUUACCUUAAUUUCUUCAAGGAACACAAGUAUUAGCUUUGACCAUAAAUGCUUUCGGAAGACAAUUAAAAAAACAGCGUGUUGUUUUGUUCGAUUCGUGCAAGAAACUGAACAUCGGAAAUUUCGUUAUUACAAAGUGUAUAUUUAACUGUCCACGUCUCGAUGUACAGAACAAAAUUAAGCAACUUGUCUUUCGCUUAAUCCUAAUCUAAACGUUUCAUUAUUUAUUGAAGUGCCUUUUAUCUUCCAACUUGGACAAUGAGAGAUGGAGUUAGAUUACGUCAACAUGUUACAAAAAGAUCCUCCAGCGAUAUACUAUACGAGGACAAAACUUCUGCUAAAAAGAAAGACACACUGCCAAACGAAACGCAACACUUACUUUUCCUGUUCACAUUUUUCCUUUUCAUAUCCCUUGCCAUAAUUGCGUUUGAAAAAAAGUUACCUGAACCACUGACGAUAAGCAAAGAGGGGCUGUAUCAAGGAAGGUUUAUAGCAGAAAGAGCGCACAAUCAUCUUGUGAAUCUUACAUCCAUUGGUCCACGAAUCGUUGGAAGUUACGAGAAUGAAGUGUUGGCCAUUAAAUAUUUAACAAGCAUCAUUAAUAAUAUAGUUAAGGAGGCCAAUGAGAAUCACAAGAUUCAGAUCAAUGUGACUAAACACAGUGGAGCGUUUCCCUUAAAGUUUCUUGACGGAAUGACAAAUGUUUAUAAAAACGUUCAAAAUGUUAUUGUUAAGAUCAGUCCACACAGGCCCACACAGAACAGUUUGCUAUUGAAUUGUCAUUUCGAUACUUUUCCUGAUAGUCCUGGUGGGUCGGAUGAUGGAGCAGGUUGUGCUGUGAUGUUAGAAAUUAUACGCGUGAUUGCUCAUAGUUCAAAAUUGUUGAAGCAUAGUGUUAUAUUUUUGUUUAACGGCGCCGAAGAAAAUUUAUUACAGGCUUCCCAUGGCUUUAUUACUCAACAUCCUUGGGCCAAGGAAGUCCGCGCUUUUAUAAACUUAGAAGCUUGUGGCGCAGGCGGCCGUGAAUUAUUAUUUCAGGCUGGACCUGAUAGUUCUUGGAUGCUUCAGGUAUAUUCCAAGUUUGUUCCCUAUCCCUAUGCAUCGUCGCUAGCUCAAGAAAUAUUUGAAAGUGGUAUUGUACCUGGUGACACCGAUUUUCGAAUAUUCAGAGAUUUUGGAAAUGUUUCUGGUCUCGACUUUGCUUGGGCAACCAAUGGUUACGUAUACCAUACGAAAUUUGAUAAUAUCGAUCAAAUACCGUUAGGAUCUUUACAAAGAACCGGGGACAAUAUCCUUGCUUUAUUGCAAGGAAUAGUGUUAGAUAAUUAUUUAUCCGAAGUGGCGAUUCAAGAGAAUGCAGGGAAUCUUGUAUUCUUUGAUUUCUUAGGCACAUUUGUUAUUAGAUGGCCACAGUACGUGGCAAGUACAAUUAAUAUCGUUAGCAUAAUUUCUGGUGUAUAUUCUAUAUAUCUGAACACACAUAGUGCUCGGAAAGAUGUAAAAAGGUCAAUAUACUUAAAGCAUUUAUUACUGUGUCUUGGAGCAAUAACUGUUUCGUGGCUGGUAUGUAUAAUUUCGUGCACGCUGAUUGCUCUUGUCCUUACCAAGCUCGGAAAAGUUAUGAGUUGGUACGCAAGACCGGCAUGGUUGUUUUUCCUUUACGUAUGCCCAACCAUUUUUGUGUCGAUGAUGUUCUUCUUGUUCAUGGGAUCGCGUCAGAGGAAGGAAGUUAAGUCUACAUGGAUUUUAUAUCAAAUAUACUGUGAUGCAUAUUCCACGAUAUGGAUGUCGAUUCUAUUCUGUUGUGUUCUAUUUGAAAUACGAUCUGGUUUUAUCCCGUUACAUUGGGUCGUAUUUCCUACGCUUGGAAAUUUACUUCGAUACAAUUUCUUUAAUAAAUGGAGAGGCUGGAAAUGGCUCUUCUAUUAUUUAAUUACGAUGUUUUUACCCUAUAUGCUGUCGUUUUAUCUAGUAAUCGGAGCGUUGUAUCUUUUCAUUCCUAUAAUGGGACGAUCUGGUAGUAGUAUAAAUUCGGAAGUUGUCAUGGCUAAUACGUUAUCGAUAAUAUUUUGCCUGCUUCUUAGUUUCACGUUACCAGUUGUGCUUCUAAUUAAAAAUGCCGAACGAGUUCUAAGUGUAUUACUCGGGAUAUUCUUAAUAACUAUAGCCGUGUUAAUUUUAACACCGCUCGGUUUUCCGUACAGUGGCGAUUUGACAUCGUUGGCGCCGGAACGUUUCAUGAUCGCGCACACACAAAGACAAUAUUACGAUGUUAAUGGCAACUUACGGUAUUCUGGAACUGGAUAUUGGAUAGCAGAUUUAGAUAUGAAUAGUCCACAUAGUGUGGAAGCUAUGGUACCUGAAAUAGGUGCUGCAACGCCAACAGUCAAAGAUUGCGAACAAGAGCUGUAUUGUGGCUUACCAUACUUUAUGCCAGUUACGACCUUUUUAUGGAAAACAAGUUGGAUUCCAGGCCCUGCGCCACUUAUCUCUACUCCAACGAAGCUCGACCUUAUUUCAAAAUCAAUAAGGCAAAACAUUGUCAGCUUCACGUUCAAUGUUACAGGACCCGAUCACAUCAGUAUAAUUUUGUCACCGUACAAAGGGGUUUAUUUACAAAGAUGGUCUAUUUUAGAAGGUAAAGCAUUACAAGGACCUAAAUGGAACGAUAGAGAAACAUACUUCGUUUAUUAUUCCUGCGCAUCUUACUGUGCUCCGUAUACGUUUUCUCUGGAACUGAAUGUGACGACUAUGCAAAAGACUCCGUGCCUAUCAGUAGCAUUGGGCGGUCAUUUUCUGCACGGUGAACACAAAAAAUCUCUAAGAUUUAAACGUUUUUUGUCUCAAUUUCCAUCUUGGACGGUAGUCACAUCGUGGACUGCGACGUAUACUUCUUGGCAAUUUUAAUAUGCGAUAUCGAACGAUUAUUCUAGAUUGAAAUAGUCAGUGGGGCCUAACGAAAACUGCGCUGUACGGAGCGUAUUACUUGAUACGUUUCGGAGCCAUGCAAAAAUAACAUUGCAAUCUAUAAGCUUAAGACUUAGGGUAAACGCAGAUUAUACGCUAAUUUCUUGCAACUGCAAUACAAUAAGAUACAUCGAUCAACGUUAAAUGAGUAUUGAAGAAUGAGAUGUUUGUCAUUCUAUUUAUAUAAAUUUUUUACUAGUACAGUAUUGGUAUAGAUAACAUUUUUGGAGUAGUAAGACGUUGCUUUCAACGCGAAAGGUGCAAGAGUACUUGGAGUAACAUUUAUCUUAUACAGUUGAGAUUUCACUAAUUACAGUUAAUCUAUUUGUAGAGAUUCAGUAUGAUGGAGCAUAUCAACUCUAUGCCUUAGAAUAAUUACCGCUACGUUUAAUUUUUAAACGCUAGAGAAAAUAUUGUUACAGACCAAUUAAUCUGUAAUAGCGAACUAGAGGAUUAUAAAAAUUCAUAGGUUCGAUAUCUAUCGCCGUACGACGGUUGUCUUUUUAUCUUGUUAUCUUCGUAUUAGGAAGUACAAUUUUAAAUAAUCAUUCAAAAUUUUACAAACCGAUGUAAAGAACAGUAAUACAACAAACAAAAGUUUCAAAGCACAAAUGCAACAGUCUGCUUCACAAACGUAUUAAAAUAAUUGUAACGAUUGUUUAAUAUCGUAUUAAUUAUUAAUUUUAGUAUAAAUUACCGAGCAUAAUAAUUUUAACAUCGCAAUAGAAUUGUCUGGUUAUUGCAUACACAUAUUUUUUUUACGAAUUUCGUUCGUUCAUUUCCUUUAUUUAUUCUGUUACAUAGUUGUACAUUAUCUCUUUGUUUACGAUAUGUAAAACGACAAUUUUAUAAUGAAAGAAUAGCUUUAAUUGUUAGCAUUUAUACAAGCGAUACGAUUUGUUUGAGUCAUUUUAGUUUAUAUCUGUUGUUGUUUAGGAGACUGAACUUUAUUUAUGUUUUAUCGUUCUUUAUGGUUGUUUAUUUAAUGAUGUUAAUGAAUGUAUGCAAUAAUUACUACAAUUUAGUAACUAACGUUAUACGUUUUAAUUCUCUUGGUGCAUCGAUAACGGGCAGUCUACCGAAUUAAGAUGUUUCUAAUUAAAAUACAAUUUCGAAGAAAAUGUAAUUUAAUUCAAGUAUUUAUCGAAACGCUACACGUUUAAAUCUAAUUCUAAGAAAGUUUUGCCAAUAUCGAUAGCCAAUUAUGUAACCACAAGUAAGUCCAAAGUAUUAAUAGAGCAUAAUAACAAAUAAUUUACCAAAUUUGGUAGACCCGAAUUCAUAUUUCGCUACAAAUUUGAUCAGUUACCGAUGUUGAAUUCUUCAUUCCUACGUUUGAUCCUUUGCGAUUUACUUGUAAGUACGAUUCUUUGUUGACUGACUUCUUUUAAAAAAAACUACUACGUGUUCAAUGUGUAUUGCCAAACAUGCUAAGUACGCAACUUUCAUUGCACAAAUGUUAUUGCGAUUCUACUUAAUAAUGUUGCACAAUGUUAAGCGUCUAAAUAUGAAUUAAUUUUUUCUAUUGUACGAUCUUCGUUUAUGGUAUUUUAAUUAUACACGCACGGAGACGGAUUUAUAAUGAUUAAAAUGUUAUGUUAUUUUAAUUUAUAAACAUAGAUCUCUGUUACUUGAGACGACGAUUUUAACUGAUUUACCGUUAUUAAGUCGCGUCGUGAAAAUUAAUAAUGGUAUCUCGAUAAUUUUGUUGUUCCCAAGUUUUUAUUUUUACUAGUUUAUUCAGUUACCUACAUGUUCCUGCUUGUAUGUUAUUCUUAUUUAGUGAUUGUUAUAAAACGAGUAAAGGUUAAUAGGAAUGAUCAAUAAAAAAAGUUGAGAAUUGAUUUUUUUCUUUCACGAUGAUCACACCUCCUGUUAACUAAAAUUAUACUAUAUGUAUAGUUAUACUAUAUGUAUUAGUCGCUGUAAUCGUUUGCUGCUGUUCAUUGAUCGAUCGAAUCAAUUUCCUGUUUCCGAAGCGCUGUCGAUUACGUAAAUAAUCGAGUUCUAUUACCGAAUGGAAUCAGUAUGACACACAUUGCAAAAAAAAAAAUAGAAGAAUUAUCGAACCGUGACCAUUUUAAAAAAAUAUAAGGUAAAGGUACCCAGUUUUCGAUACUCUAAACUGCUUUUGUCAGAGUUCAAAUACUUUUGUGGGCCACUUCCAGUACCUGCGUACAACAAAUCUGUUGUAAAAAUGAUAUACAUGGUACUCAGCCACCCCUGGGAAAAAUUUUAAUAGGAGAUUCUAGAGGCCAAAAUAAGACGAAAAUCAAAAAUAUUAAUUUGUCGAUGGAGGU
Colletes gigas is the source of this 5773-nucleotide messenger RNA. RefSeq names its product endoplasmic reticulum metallopeptidase 1-like. Gene Ontology annotation, molecular function: metalloexopeptidase activity. The record is from RefSeq and is a predicted model, not a curated record. NCBI's taxonomy places the organism in Eukaryota, Metazoa, Arthropoda, Insecta, Hymenoptera, Colletidae. Gene Ontology annotation, biological process: proteolysis. Bases 765 to 3413 code for a protein of 882 amino acids. The transcript has 14 exons.